AUGUCUACAUUACUCUUCGGAGAUAAUGAAGAGUUUGAAAGUUUUUUGGCUGAAGAACUCCAGAAUUUUGUGGCGGGGAAGACAGAGAAUGCCCAUGAGUCAUCAUCCUCUACUUCGCUCUUCCCGUUCCUGUUUUUGAUGGGCGACGGGGAUGAGGCUUUGAGCAUAGUAGAAUUAGCAAGCGGUGAAGAUGCUCCUAAGGAACAGGCUCGAGGUGCAAGUAAAGAAUACGUUGAAAAGAUGGAGAAGGUGAUGAUGGAAGGAUCGGGAUUAGUGUGUUCAGUUUGCUUGAAUGAAUUGUCGAUAGGGUCGGAAGCUAGGCAGUUGCCAUGCUGGCAUGUCUACCAUGCAAACUGCAACGUAGUGGCUGUGUAA
Molecule: messenger RNA, 375 nt
Organism: Hevea brasiliensis (rubber tree)
Lineage: Eukaryota; Viridiplantae; Streptophyta; Magnoliopsida; Malpighiales; Euphorbiaceae
Product: E3 ubiquitin-protein ligase SIRP1-like
Exons: 1
Coding region: 1-375 (124 amino acids)
Source: RefSeq, a predicted model, not a curated record